CCAAUGCAAUUUUCUACGCAUGUUUCUACAAAUUCUGUAUCUUCCAUACACUACUGUCUCUCUCCCUCUCUCUUCCAUUUUUUGGGUUGGUGAUUCGUACAGGAAACCAUCACAUGUAUUUUUAACAAGCAAACUACUCACAAUUAUCAUCACCCAUUUUAUCUUUUUGGUUUUCGGUUUGUUCAUUGAUUGAACUUCACGUUUUCUGUCGCGGAUCCUUUAUUUGGCAUUGCCAUUUGGCAGAUUUGUUCCGGGCCGCUUUAUAUAAUAGAAAAAAUACAUCUUUUUUUAACAUUGCCUCGCAAGGGUUAGAUUUAAUGGCUCGUCGAUUUAUUGGAAUUUGCUGGUGGAUCUUUUGAUUUCUCUACACUGGCAGGAAGCUCACACAUUAUCCUUUUCUAGGGAAAAAUGAAAUUCGUGGUCCGUUAACUUGGUAUAAUGGCAGUUUCUAAGAGGACUGUUUUCACAUUGAAGUCAUACCGAACCCAGGCUGAGGUUCUUGUUAAAAACUACAUAUUAUCAGAUCCUUUUAUUCCAUACACUUCUGUGGUUGUUGGCGCAUUGACCUGCAAAUUGGUCUAUGAUUUGACUCAGCUCAUCAGCGCCAUUUACUUCAGGGGUUAUAAUGGCCUUACAAAGAUUCAAAGGACUGAAUGGAACAACCGUGGUGUCUCCACCCUUCAUGCCAUUUUUAUUUCAAUUACAUCCUUGUACUUUGUCUUUUGGUCCGAUCUGUUCUCUGAGCACCAUUCUGCUGAGCUUAUUACAUUCCGAAAUUCACCUCUCUCAACAUUUGCACUUGGGCAUGUUCAUUUUCAUUCUCUUCCAGGAGUUGCUCGGGGAAAGGUAUCUGUUGGGUACUUCAUUUCAGAUCUUGGGAUGAUUUGUUGGUUGUACCCUUACUUGGGUGGAGUGGAAUAUAUUGUCCAUCACUCUCUUUCAGCAAUUGCAGUAUCAUACUCCAUGCUCACUGGGGAGGGGCAGCUUUACACCUUCAUGGUCCUAAUAUCUGAGGUGACAACCCCAGAGAUCAACAUGAGAUGGUAUCUCGAUAUUGCUGGGCUGAAGAGAUCCAAUGCAUAUUUGAUCAAUGGCAUUGUCAUAUUUUUUGCUUGGUUGGUGGCAAGAAUUCUCUUGUUUGUUUACAUGUUUUACCAUGUCUAUCUACACCAUGAUCAGGUCAUGAAGAUGCACACGUUUGGAUUUCUUUUGGUAUACGGUGUACCCUCAGCACUUGCUACCAUGAACUUGAUGUGGUUUGGAAAGAUUCUCAAGGGAUUGAAAAAGACCUUAGGAAAGAAGCCGCGAAGCAUUCUAUAAGUUUACUUUGCUUUGAGAUGACGAUAAUUUUUAUAUAUUUCAUCAGCUAAUGUCAAAACAAUGUUAUUGCAAGCAUUAGAAGGAUACUCGGGAUUGGAGAAAAGACAGAGAGAAACGUAGAAGAUGAAGAGAUGUGAUACACGACUUGAUUUCUCAGGUUUGUCAGAAAUGAAUAUGUUGUAAAUGGCUAGGGAUGGAUGAAAUUUGACAUCGCUUUUAUUGUCUCUAAAGCUAUUGUAAUUUUUUAUUAAUGCAUAUCUUUUGUUGUUUC
Messenger RNA from Olea europaea var. sylvestris, 1591 nucleotides. Its product is annotated as transmembrane protein 56-like. Gene Ontology annotation, biological process: lipid homeostasis. Bases 439 to 1320 code for a protein of 293 amino acids. The transcript is spliced from 10 exons. Gene Ontology annotation, cellular component: endoplasmic reticulum; membrane. The record is from RefSeq and is a predicted model, not a curated record. Lineage: Eukaryota; Viridiplantae; Streptophyta; Magnoliopsida; Lamiales; Oleaceae.